Molecule: messenger RNA, 870 nt
Organism: Miscanthus lutarioriparius
Lineage: Eukaryota; Viridiplantae; Streptophyta; Magnoliopsida; Poales; Poaceae
Source: the annotation of a GenBank genome assembly
AUGGCCUCACCUUCCCUGGCGUCACCAAGGAGGCUAGGCGACCUCGGUGGCACGCCCCCAGAUCCGGCGAGGCCGCCUCCUACAAAGCUACUGCGUAUUGGAUCUAGAGAUGCCACUCCUCAUCUCCUCUUCGACAACCAUCGCUGCCGCUGGCGUCUGGCGUGGUACCCGCGUCUCCGGCCCAAAUCAAACUGCCUACGGUGCCUCCUCCCUCAACCUAUUCCCCUCCGGCGGCAGGAGCCCCUUGUUGAGGAUGCCGCACCACCACAUCUGACUGCAGUUCACCAUAGCUACCGCAUUCAUCAACUCCGUUCCCGAAGAGAUGGCUUUAUAGGUAGUUAUGUAGUGAUGAAAUCCAAGCCUGUGUCUCCACCAACAGGAGCUCUGCAGUUAAGGAAGUGUAUAGUCACCAUGGUUCAUUUCAAGAAUAGGUACAUGGUGGUGGAGGUCUUUAUAGAUGCAGCUAGAGGUGAAAAGGACCCUAUAAUCCUCACCCAAUUUAAUAUAACACAAGUUAUAAGAGACAGUAUUCAGCUCAACUUUGGGGAGUGUGGCCUAGCUGGAUCUCUUGGAUCAUUGCAAGUUAAGUAUGUUAAUCCUGUAACAAAGCUCUGCAUUGUCCGUGUGUCACGUGAAGACCACCAGAAAGUUUGGGCUGCUAUGACAAUGGUGAGGUGCAUUGGGAAGAUCCCUGUUUCAUUCAACUUGCUCGACAUGAGUGGAAGCAUCAGGGCUUGCAAGAAAGCUGUGAUGGAGUGUGAUGAAGCGAAAUUUGAACAAUACAAGGUGGCUGCUGGCGAUCGUAUCACGGCAGAGAUCAUCCAGUCCGUAGAGAGCUGCUUUGAGAAGAUUAGAGGACUAGAGAGCUAG